AAAAAUAUAUAUUUUGCAUUUGACAAUCUCAUGUAAUUUUGGAUUUUAGGCUUUGUGUAGAUUUUUGUUAUAAGAACAGGGUCUUAAAAGUUCUUUAUAAAUAAAUAUUAAAACAAGGAAGCAUCGCCAAUGCACAGUAUUAAGAAAGCAAUAUGUUCAAAACUGCCAUGUUUGAUAUCAAUAAGACUCUACUCGGGUCCAAAACCAGCAGCUGCCGCGGCUAAAAAGCCUUCGGAUCCAAGAAAGGUGUUUAAAAUUUACAGGUUUGGAGGAAUUCUAAGUAAUGAGAAACCAACAUUAAAAAGUUACGAUUUAGACAUCAAUACUUGCGGACGGAUGGUUUUAGACGCUCUCAUUAAAAUUAAAGAUAUGGAUCCUACGCUUGUAUUUCGAAGAUCCUGUCGUGAGGGUAUCUGUGGGUCAUGUGCUAUUAAUCUUCAAGGUCAAAAUUGUCUCGCUUGUAUAACUGCAAUUCCUUCUGACAAAGUCAUAACCAUACAUCCCAUUCCUCAUAUGUAUGUCAUCAGGGAUCUGGUCGUAGACAUGACACAUUUCUUUGAUGUUUACAAUAGCCUCCGUCCAUAUUUAAUCCGAAACAAUUCUGGGGCCCUCGGAAAAUUUCAGUAUGCACAAAGUGAGAAGGAUAACUCCAAAUUAGUUGGGCUGUACGAGUGUGUUCUGUGCUCUUGUUGUGCUACAGCUUGUCCUAGUUAUUGGUGGAAUGGCCGACGUUUCAUGGGGCCAGCGUCUUUGCUUCACGCAUACAGAUGGAUUAUAGAUUCUCGAGAUGAAGAAUCCGAACAAAGAUUAUUUGAACUACGAGAUGACUUUAAAGCUUUUCGAUGUCACACUAUAUAUAAUUGUACUCUGGCAUGUCCUAAAGGAUUACACCCAGCUCUAGCUAUAGCAAAAUUAAAAAGAUUAAUUUCAGGAUUAGAUAAAAAACCUUUACCCGAAAUGGAUCCUAUGAAAUUUGCUUCGGGUUCGCUGUCCGGUUGUAAAUGAAAAUUUACUGUCACAUUUUUUAAUCAAUGCUGUAAUCAUAAUUUUUGUUACUAUUUUUAAAACAGAAAAGGCAGAAAUAUAUAAUAAAUAAAUUAGAUAUGAAA
Messenger RNA from Danaus plexippus (monarch butterfly), 1109 nucleotides. RefSeq names its product succinate dehydrogenase [ubiquinone] iron-sulfur subunit-like. Gene Ontology annotation, biological process: tricarboxylic acid cycle; respiratory electron transport chain; aerobic respiration. Gene Ontology annotation, molecular function: 2 iron, 2 sulfur cluster binding; electron transfer activity. The transcript has a single exon. NCBI's taxonomy places the organism in Eukaryota, Metazoa, Arthropoda, Insecta, Lepidoptera, Nymphalidae. The record is from RefSeq and is a predicted model, not a curated record. Bases 130 to 1005 code for a protein of 291 amino acids.